Molecule: messenger RNA, 729 nt
Organism: Didymodactylos carnosus
Lineage: Eukaryota; Metazoa; Rotifera; Eurotatoria; Philodinida; Philodinidae
Source: the annotation of a GenBank genome assembly
AUGCUACGGGACAAUAGUGCCAUCGUAUUAGCUGUUGCUACUGUAACUACAACUGCUGCCUAUCCUGUUAAUAGCACUUAUGCUAUGAUGGUUUCUGCGGUUUAUGGCGAAGUCUUUACAUGUUAUACAAUCUUUGAUGGCAAUUUAGCAACACGUAGGUUCCAACAGUCUAUUUACGUGACUCGUCCUUUGCGCGAACUAGGGCUUUGUGCGCCUUUUGUAUCUACAUCUGAGGCAGCAGCAGCAGUCAAUGAUCAACGAACUUCUCGUAAUGCCAAGUUCUUGUAUUUUCAAGUGUUGAUUGAGGUUUUAUUGAAAAAAUUGCUCUAUGAUGAUGUUAAAGCUAAGCAAGAACUGAUUAAAGUAUGGAAGCAGAAGUAUUGUGCAAAUAACAGAAUACUUUAUGAGUUUGAACGUGAUUAUCAUUCGGAAAAAGCAGUUUACUGUUAUACAAGACCGACAUCCUUAUGUGAAACAAUGAAUAAAGCACUUCGAGGCAAUGAUAUUGAUAUUCUCUUGGCAAUGCGUUCUUUUAUUAUCGAUUUGUAUCGUCAGCAGAUCGACGAUGGCAACUUCACUUCUAUUUUUCGUAUUUAUCGUGGAUCAGUACUAUGUGUUUCUGAGCUUGACCUAAUUCGUAACAGUAUCGGUGCAUUUGUAUCGUUUAAUGAUUUAAUGUCGAUAAGUAUGGACAUUGGCGUGAUGAUGACUGAUAUUUUCUUGAUGUAG